Gymnogyps californianus (California condor) is the source of this 855-nucleotide messenger RNA. RefSeq names its product cathepsin G-like. Gene Ontology annotation, biological process: proteolysis. Gene Ontology annotation, molecular function: serine-type endopeptidase activity. Gene Ontology annotation, cellular component: intracellular membrane-bounded organelle; cytoplasm. NCBI's taxonomy places the organism in Eukaryota, Metazoa, Chordata, Aves, Accipitriformes, Cathartidae. The record is from RefSeq and is a predicted model, not a curated record.
AUGGUAGUUCUUAAGGAGAAAUUAUCUGAACUGAGGAUACGCAGAGCAGGGACAGUGGUAGAAGAUGCUGCUCCUCUUCUGCUCACAAGUGCUUUUCUCCUUCUCCCAUGGGCUGGGGCUGGAAGGAUCAUUGGCGGAUGGGAAGCUAAGCCCCACUCCAGGCCCUACAUGGCUUAUGUAUCAAUUGGAAGUGAGUCAGGUAGAUCUCAAUGUGGAGGGUUCCUGCUUUGCCAAAAUGCAGUGCUCUCAGCAGCUCACUGUGUGGCUGGAAAAACGAAAGUGAGUAUCACCACGAACCUGGGAGCCCACAACUUAAGUAAGAAAGAAUGGAGCCAGCAGGCAUUCCACGUUGGCCACUGGGUCAUCCAUCCCAACUAUUCAAGAUACACCAUUGAAAAUAACAUCAUGCUGUUGAAGCUGAAGCCAAGGGCCAAGCUGACUAAGGAAGUGAGUCGUAUCUCCUGGCCCAGUCACAACGAGCGUGUGGAACCAGGAACUACAUGCAAAGUGGCUGACUGGGGCUGGACAUCAAUGACACGGGAUAAGACUAGUGUGCUGAUGGAGGUGGACCUGAAGGUGCAGAGUGAGGAAGUGCGUGAGAAGUCUUUCAAAAGGAACUACCUGCGUCAGUCUAUGAUCUGUGCUGGUGAUGAGGAUGGCAACAAAUCAGCUUUCCGUGGUGAUUCUGGUGGCCCAUUAGUCUGCAAUGGGAAGGCUCACGGCAUUGUUUCUUAUGGACACAGAAAUCAUAUCUUCCCUAAAGGAUUUACAGUCUCCUAUUUUGAGCCCUGGAUACAUGAAGAGCUGAGGAAGUUUGUGCUCCAAGACCUACCUGCCUCUCCCGCCUCUGACUAA